AGAGGAGGAGCAAAACGACUGACACAGCAAAAGUGAAGGAAAAACCAAGAGCAGCCAGCGUCUUUUCUUCUGAAGACUCUCCUGCAGAUCCAGACUGAGAGGAAGAGGGGCUAAAAUGAGUUCAGCAGAGGAAGAGGAGAAGAAGAGCCCUCCAAAGGUCCUUCUGGAGAUUUUGAAUUCUCUUAGUAAUGAGAACUUUAUAAAAUUCAAAUGGCAUGUGACAAAUGAGGGUUUUCUGGAAACAUUCUCAAUAAUCCCACCAUUUAAACUGGAAGACAAAAGCAGAGAGGAGACAGUAACUGUGAUGUUCCAAACGUACAGUGUUCACACUCUGAAAGUCACUAAAAUAGUUCUGAAGCAGAUGUGUGAGAAUGACCUGGUGGAUAAAUACCUCACAGACCUGCCUGAAAUUCCAGAGAUUAUCAAUAAUUGUCAACAUAUGUUGAAGCCCAAGACGCAAAGGGCCUUGGACUGUGUUACAGAUGGAACAGAAGACAACGAAAGCCCUCUGAAGGAGAUCUUCACAGAGAUCUACAUCACACAGGGAAGAAGUGAAGAUUUAAAGGAAAAGCAUAAAGUUAGACAGGUUGAAGCAGCACAUGGGCAAACAGGAGACAGAGAAGUAAAUUUCAAAUUAGAAAAUGUACUUGAACCCUUACCUGGGGAAACAGAACCAAUCAGAUUAGUGAUGACAGUGGGAGGAGCCGGCAUUGGGAAAACCAUUUUAACACAGAAGUUCACUCUGGACUGGGCUGAAGGCAAAAACAACCAAGACAUCCACUUCAUAUUUCAAAUACCAUUUAGAAAAAUGAGCGUGCUGAAAGAUGGUACCUGUAGCUUUGUGGAUCUUGUUCAUCAGUUCUUCCCUGAAAUUAGGGAAGAAGGAAUCUACAGCUUUAAAGAGUUUAAGGUUCUGUUCAUCCUUGAUGGUCUGGACGAAUGCCAACUUCCUUUCAACUUUAAAAAUCCUCAAACUCUGAGUGACAUCACAGUGUCUGCCUCCAAAGAUGUGCUGCUGACAAACCUCAUCAUAGGGAAUCUGGUUCCUUCAGCUCAACUCUGGAUUACUACACGACCUGCAGCAGCCAGUCAGAUCCCUUCAAAGUUCAUAAGCCGUAAGAUAGAAGUGAGAGGUUUCAAUGACCAACAGAAGGAGGAGUACUUCAGAAAGAGAUUUACCGAUAAAGAGCAGGCCAAUAUGAUCAUCUCCCACAUCAAGACGUCUCGCAGCCUUUUUAUCAUGUGCCACAUCCCAGUCUUCUGCUGGAUCACCGCUAAAGUUCUGGAGACUGUCAUGAUAAAGGAAAAAAACACAGAUCUGCCAAAGAACCUGACAGAACUGUACCUGCGCUUCUUGAGGUUAAACAUAGAAAAGAAAAGUUAUUUGAUGGAUGAUGGAGGAGCUACAAGAGACCAUCCAAGUUUAGAGAAGAUGAUCGAGUCUCUGGGAAAAUUAGCCUUUGAGCAGCUUAAGAAAAAUCAAACAAUCUUCAAACACCAUGACAUUGAAGAGUGUAAUAUAAAUAUCGAAAACACAUCAUUGUACUUAGGAGUGUUCAAUCAGAUUUUUAAAAAAGAUAAGUGUGAGAUGUUUGUGAACAAGGAGUACAGUUUCAUGCAUCUGACCUUCCAGGAGUUUCUGGCAGCUCUUUAUGCCCAUUUGACCUUCGUCAACUCUGGAGUCAACCUCCUGGAAGAACAGCAAACAUGGUUUUCCCUACUGAGAAGAAGAGACACAUUUUACCAGACUGCUGUAGAAAAAGCUUUAAAGAGUCAAAACGGACAACUGGACAUGUUCCUCCGCUUCCUCUUGGGUCUUUCUUUGGAGACCAAUCAGAAUCAUUUACAAGACCUCCUGACAAAGACAGGAAGGAUAUUAGAGAGCAAACAGAAAACAGUCCAGUACAUCAGGAAGAAGAUCAAUGGGAAGUUGCCUGCAGAGCAAAGCAUCAACCUGUUCCACUGUCUGAAUGAGCUGAACGAUCACUAUCUACAGACAGAGAUCCAGCAAUCUCUGAGAUCAGGAUGUCUCUCUACAGAACAUCUGUCCCCUGCUCAGUGGUCAGCUUUGGUCUUCAUCUUAAUGUCAUCAGAAGAAGACCUGAAAGAGUUUGACCUGCAGAAAUACAGUAGUUCAGAGGAAGCUCUCCUGAAGCUGCUGCCAGUCAUCAAAGCCUCUAAAAAAGCUUUACUAAGGUACUGCAAUCUCUCCAAAAGAAGCUGUGAAGUUCUGUCCUCCAUCCUUAGUUCUCCAGCAUGUCAUCUGAAGGUUUUGGAUUUGAGUGGGAAUGAUUUGCAGGAUUCAGGAGUGAGGCUGUUGUCUGAGGGGCUGCAGAGUCCAGACUGUAAACUGGAGACUCUUAAUUUGGAGUACUGCAGAUUGACAGACAUGAGUGGAGAUCAUCUGAGUUCAGCCCUGAAGUCCAACCCAUCACAUCUGACAGAACUGAACCUGAACAACAACAACCUGCAAGAUUCAGGAGUGAGGAAUCUGUGUGCUUUUCUGGAGAAUCCAGAGUGCAGACUGAAGACUCUGAGGUUAUGUGACUGCAGGUUGUCAAAGACCAGCUGUGAGGUUCUGGCUUCAGCCUUAAGGUCAAACCCAUCCAAUCUGAAAGAGCUGGACCUGGGAUGGAAUGGCUUUAACGUCCCAGAUGUGAAGCAGCUGUCUGACCUGCGGAAGAGUCCAGACUGCAGCCUACAGACUCUGAGAUAUUUAUGGUGAUCUUUAUCAAACUGCCGUUGAUGGUGAGCAGAGAGGAGGAUCUGAGUGCUGUGAUUGCACCGUGUUUCUGGAAAGAGAAAAAAGAGCUUUAUCAACGUCUUUACCAGCUGAGAGCUUCAGAGAGACAGAAGCUUUACUUCCUGCAUCCCUGAUCCAAGAAACAUUCUAAUGAUCCAGAGAAUCUUCAAGAAGUUUCCAGAAAGAUGUAUUUAAGUUUGCUCUUGUUUGCUGGAUUUCCUGAAGCGUUGGCUUCAAUAAUUGAAUGUCAAAAAAUUAAAGAAAUGUCAAAUCUUUCUGCUCAGAAA
Oryzias latipes (Japanese medaka) is the source of this 3030-nucleotide messenger RNA. Its product is annotated as NLR family CARD domain-containing protein 3. Lineage: Eukaryota; Metazoa; Chordata; Actinopteri; Beloniformes; Adrianichthyidae. Gene Ontology annotation, molecular function: protein binding. The record is from RefSeq and is a predicted model, not a curated record.